Molecule: messenger RNA, 2794 nt
Organism: Rattus norvegicus (Norway rat)
Lineage: Eukaryota; Metazoa; Chordata; Mammalia; Rodentia; Muridae
Gene: Cnot7
Product: CCR4-NOT transcription complex, subunit 7
Cellular component (GO): CCR4-NOT complex; nucleus; cytoplasm
Molecular function (GO): nucleic acid binding; poly(A)-specific ribonuclease activity
Source: RefSeq, a predicted model, not a curated record
UGGGACUUCGUUGUGGGAAGGAAAUUGAGAGUGGAGGGCGGUGGCCUACUUCUGAACUAGUAGCUCCUCUUCGCGGUGGUUGGGAGUCAAUCUGACUCUAGUAAAUGCUAUCAGCACCCUCGACCUGGCUGUGUGCCAGCGAAGAGAGUUAUCCUUGACAUGAAUGCGUCUGUGCUUUCUUCACGUUGCCCACGGAGGACAUGCGACCUCAGUAAUGAGAAGGCCUUUGCUGCCUCUUCAGGGACCCUGAGACCGCAGUAGAGAAGAGGGGUGGAGGAGAGCGGUGUUAAAUUACAGUGUUUCCGUAGUGUGUGAGUGUACCGACGUUGGCAGGAAGGAGAGUACACAAGUAAAGAGUAAAGUAUUUUUAUGAAACAAAUCUUCAAUCAAGUAUAACAUUUUGAUGCUUCGCAUCUAGACUCCUUGUGCUGUCACUAUGCCAGCAGCAACUGUAGAUCAUAGCCAAAGAAUUUGUGAAGUUUGGGCUUGUAACCUGGAUGAAGAGAUGAAGAAAAUCCGUCAAGUUAUCCGAAAAUAUAAUUAUGUUGCUAUGGACACCGAGUUUCCAGGCGUUGUUGCAAGGCCCAUUGGAGAAUUCAGAAGCAAUGCUGACUAUCAGUACCAACUGUUGCGAUGUAAUGUAGACUUGUUAAAGAUAAUUCAGCUUGGACUGACAUUUAUGAAUGAGCAAGGAGAAUACCCUCCAGGAACAUCAACUUGGCAGUUUAAUUUUAAAUUUAAUUUGACGUCUGGGACUGCAUUGGGACCUGGGAAUCCAUAUUUUUGGGAGGACAUGUAUGCUCAGGACUCUAUAGAGCUACUGACAACGUCUGGCAUCCAGUUUAAAAAACAUGAGGAGGAAGGGAUUGAGACCCAGUAUUUUGCAGAACUUCUUAUGACCUCAGGAGUGGUUCUCUGUGAAGGGGUCAAAUGGUUAUCAUUUCAUAGUGGUUAUGACUUUGGCUAUUUAAUCAAAAUUCUGACCAACUCUAACUUGCCUGAAGAAGAGCUUGAUUUCUUUGAGAUCCUUCGAUUAUUCUUCCCUGUCAUCUAUGAUGUGAAGUACCUCAUGAAGAGCUGCAAGAACCUCAAGGGUGGACUGCAGGAAGUUGCUGAGCAGUUAGAGCUGGAGCGGAUAGGACCUCAACACCAGGCAGGAUCUGACUCACUGCUUACAGGAAUGGCCUUUUUCAAAAUGAGAGAAAUGUUCUUUGAAGAUCACAUUGAUGAUGCCAAAUACUGUGGCCACUUAUACGGCCUUGGUUCUGGCUCAUCCUAUGUACAGAACGGCACAGGGAAUGCAUAUGAAGAGGAAGCCAGCAAGCAGUCGUGACAGGAAAUAGUCUUCUUAUUUUUAUUUUAUACGAGUUACACACAUGCUUGUAUAUAGGUUUUAUCAUCCCUUAAAUAAUAGGCAAUACCUGCCCCUCCUUUGGUAGCCCUUCUUUUCUGCUUUCAGUAAUAAGUAUGGCCUUUCUUAGCUAUGAUCUUAAUAAAUUAAAGUACAUUCAGGUUAAAUCUGGCCUUAAUUUAAUACACCUCUUAUCAAGCUUGUGUGACAAAGCUACAUUACUGAAUAAUUUGACAAACUUUGCCUACUUGAGCUUGGUUUUGUUUUUCCCUUUCCUAAAUUAACUAGCAUUGACUGUAAUUUAUUUCCCUCUUCCGUGCCUCUCCUCCUAUUCUGCAGUACUUAUAGGUAUUUAAGAUUGUGGACCAUCAAGUUUGCACUUUAUAGAGUGAUUUCAAUCCUCUAUUUUAUCAGAAAUUGUGAUUUUUCUUGCUCUUAGCUAGAAAAAUGACCAUCCACCACCUUUUUACAGUAUUUGCUUGUUUUUGACAUUCAGAGUACAGCACGUGCAUUGUGCAAAUUGUUGAUUCAACGGGACUAACAAGAAGACAAGGAACUACUGAAGAGCCUAGUAACUACUGUUUCUGUGUGUAGUGUUUAACCUUCCGAACACAUCUCCUGUCUGUUGGUUUCUAAUUGGCAUGCAUAGGCUGCUAUGUGACUGAAGAAUUUCAAACCAGCUUUACACCCUUCAGGAAGAAGCCCUUGCGAUUGGAGGUUUCCACUCUGCCAGAAAGAAACUGGCGUUUAAGAUGUGGAACUACAGUUUUAUGACAGCAACGCUUCCCUUGACCGGCUUCCUUUUACUCCAUCACUUUUACCCUUAAUGUUUUAUUUUAUAAACAUAUUUAUGAUGUUCUUGAUUUGUUGACUACGCAAAUCAAUUUCAUUAAAGUCCAAAGAUAACAAGUCUUUAGGUACAUUUUAUAUCAAAUUAAAAAUACAAAAAAAAAUGUGAUUUCAUAAAUGCUACAAAAAUAAAUAAUGGAGAGAUUUGGUGCAAAACAACAAAAUGCAAAAUAUAUAUAUAAAUACACACAUAUAGCUAAUAAAAUUACCUGAGGAGUGUAAUGCUUGUUUAUUUUUUUGUGUAUAUCUUUGCAAUCUAUUUUAUAUAUAUUGACAAGAGACUGUGAAAUAUUUAGCCAUGCAGAAUACGUGACCACACCAGAGCAUGUGUUGGAAGAUUUUGGUGAACAUUAACUCUACCCUGAAGUGACGGACUACAAGUUGUAAUGUGUGUUAUCUACACUUCAAUCAAUAAUAUUAGAAAGUCUCCAACUGUUAGCAACACAGUUCAUUUCCCUUGUACAUUCUGUAUACAUGAUACGAAAAUGCUGUACCUGGGCGGUCCUUUUUAAACUAAACAUUAUUUGCAAAACAGAGGGUAUUAUUUGUUUUUAAAGCUUUUGUAAAUAAAGGCUUCAAGAAUGUUUUCCUAUA